AUGGAUUCAUCUCAUUGCACUGAAAGUGGGUCCAAUACGCUUGAAAACUCUUACAAACCCUUGGUCUUUAAGGAGCUGAGGAAACUUUGGGAAACACAUGAUACUAAUCUUCCUUGGAAGAAUGGAGAUUACAAUGAAUCAAACACUUUAUUGUUGGACGAUUCUCCAUACAAGGCCUUGCUUAAUCCUAAGCACACUGCAAUCUUCCCUUCCUCGUACAGUUUUGAGGAAAGGAGCGAUAAUUCAUUAGGUCCAGGAGGUGAUCUUCAAGUUUAUCUGGAAGGUUUGGCGACCACUGAAAAUAUACCAAAGUAUGUAGAGCAACAUCCAUUUGGUGAACGUGCCAUAGAUGAAAGAAGCCCGGAUUGGAACUUCUAUUCCAACGUUCUUCACAAUCAUUCCUUUGUGCCAUCUAGAUGUUAA
Molecule: messenger RNA, 423 nt
Organism: Ilex paraguariensis (yerba mate)
Lineage: Eukaryota; Viridiplantae; Streptophyta; Magnoliopsida; Aquifoliales; Aquifoliaceae
Source: the annotation of a GenBank genome assembly